GCUGUCGCUGAACGGAGGCGAGACGAGGUGCGACCGCAGUGGGGGAGCAGCUGGGGAGGGAGGCCGCGCACUGAACUUACGAGCAGAGGAGAGAGAGGGAGCUGUGCGCGCUCUUGUUCCCCGAGGAGUCCGACCCGCUCCUCAUCCACAUGCGCACACACACACACACACACACACACACAUACACACUCUCUCACACUCCCACACGCGCUCACUGGGGUCACUCUUCUUCCAGGCAGCGGACUGGUUUGUCUCCACCGCACAUGCACAGUGUGACCAGCGGACCUUUCCAACCUGUGCGCUUCAAGCGUGCGUCCAAGGAAGAAACUCUGCCGAUCGCUGGUUUCCCUCCGCGGUCCUCCCUCCAGCCGGUGCUCGUGGAUUACGGAGAAUAACGAGCGGCGUGGACUCGUGACUGUCGGAACCAUGGAAUUAUGGAUAAAGUUGUCGGUGUUGUUGUGCUGCUGCUGCUUCGGAGCGAGUGCGGACUUUGACGGCAGGUGGCCACGGCAGAUGGCCUCAUCCAACGGCCUGUGUCGAUACGGGGCCAGGGUGGACUGCUGCUGGGGAUGGACGCGCCGCUCCUGGAGUCACUGCCAGCCUCUCUUCGCCUUAACUCACAGAGUAGUCGGGAUAAGGUGCCAGCCCCAAGCUGUGUGCCAGCCGGGCUGUAAGAACGGAGACUGCGUGGGACCCAAUAAGUGCAAGUGCCACCCGGGCUUCACUGGCAAGACCUGCAAUCAAGAAGAAGAGCUGGACUAUUUAACCCCACCAGUGUGGGCCAGUCACCUCCCUAUCUUUCUACCUGUGGAUCAUCAGCCAGCGAGAGUGGUGAUGGAGGACCUGAAUGAGUGCGGGCUGAAGCCGAGGCCUUGUAAACACAGGUGCAUGAACACAUACGGGAGUUACAAGUGCUACUGCCUAAACGGCUACAUGCAGUUGCCUGACGGGACCUGUGGAAACGCUCGCACUUGUGGCAUGGCCAACUGCCAGUACGGCUGCGAGGUGAUGAAAGGAGAGGUCCGAUGUCAGUGUCCUUCACCGGGGCUGCAGCUGGCUCCAGAUGGAAGAACUUGUGUGGAUGUGGAUGAGUGCGCAGCAGGAAUCGCCGUGUGUCCCCGGUUCAGGAAAUGCAUCAACACCUUCGGCAGCUACAUCUGCAAGUGUCACGAUGGCUUUGACCUGCAGUACAUCGCCGGGAAAUACCAGUGCACAGAUGUGGAUGAGUGCUCUUUAGGUCAGAGCCACUGCAGCAGCUUCGCCACCUGCUACAACACGCCGGGCUCAUACAAGUGCAAAUGCAGAGACGGCUUCAGGGGGAUGGGCCACGACUGCAAACCCAUUCCAAAAGUGGUUAUUGACCCCCCGAGACCAGGGAAACUGCCCCCAAAUCAUCACAACCACAUCCCCGACCGGGAUCAGAGGAGGACCACCACAACCAUCCGCCCUCCACAGACCCCAAGGAGAAUCUUCCCUGUUAUCCCCAAAUCAACAACUGCUACCACCACAACAACCACAACAACCCCAACUACCACAACCCCCACAACCAAGGCACCUCCUCCUCCGCGUCGGGUCACCCCAGCCCCACGAAAACCAUCAGUUCCAACCCGGAAGCCUUUCGUCCCCACCAGGAAGCCUCUGAUACCAACACGCAAGCCUUACGUCCCACCCAGGACAGUAGCUCCGACCAGUCGCCCCUCGACGCCGCCACCACCCACCCCUGUAGACAACACCAUCCAGAAGGAGGUCACGAAGCAGAGAGGGGACGUUCACAUCCCUCGGAACAACGGAGACAACACUGUGCUCGGCAUCGACUUUGACAUUGAGCUCGGCAACACGGCGGAUGAAGCCAGAGACGACCCAGAGUCAGGGUAUCUGAGCUGCUCUUUUGAUGACGGCCUUUGCGGCUGGAUCAGGGACAAAGACGGAGAUCUGCACUGGGAGACGACACCUGAUCCGUCAGGUGGACGGUACCUCACCAUACCUGAUGUAGGAAACAAGAGGACUGGACGAGGGGCUCGGCUGGUCCUUCCGCUCACCCCUCCCUGGAACGAUGGCAAUCUGUGCCUGUCGUUCCGGCACAAGCUGGCGGGCCACCAUGUGGGGAUGCUGCAGGUGUUUGUCAAGAAGGGGAAGCAGUACAGUCCAGCAGUGUGGGGCCGGACAGGUGGAAACGGCUGGAGGCACACCCAAAUCACAUUAUGGGGCACAGGCCUGGAAAGUGUGAUCCUGAAGGGGGAGCGUGGGCGAGGCAGGAGCGGAGAGAUGGCCGUGGACGACAUCACCCUGAGGAAAGGCUCCUGCACGGAGGAGCACAAUCUGAGGAGACUCUAACUGACAGAACAGGGGGAAAAGGCAGAACGAAAACACAAGGGAAUAUCAUCUCAAAGAGAAGUGACUCUGUAGUGACACCCCCCCCCCCCCCACACACACUCUGCCAGGAGCCCACGCUGACACCCCCCGCCCCCAGCCACCCUGUGAACGAUGUCCGAAAAAUUGUGCAUCUGCAGAACAGUGGGUCUCUCUUUCUCAACUGUCUACAAAUAAAGGGACCGGAACAGAAUCUCAUGGGCCGAUCCUCAGCGGCACACUCCCGUCUUCUCAGCCUCCUUCAUACUCCAUCACCGCGUUAGUCUGAAACCUGCACGUACCUGAACACCACGGCGAUAUUGCUCCACCUAACACAGCGCUAGCCUUCCAGCCGCACCAGUGAGAGGGCCACGUUCACUUAAUUUCUCCCUGAAGAGAGAGGGAGUCUGGUUCCCCCUCUCAGGAGUAGGCUUUUUCCUUGCUUUGAUCCUUUAAACCUCGAGCUAUUGCUUUUUCUUUGCCUGAUGUUAAAACGUGCAGCCAGGGGCGCAAUUUGGAAAUGUUUUGAUCAGCAGAAUAUCAGAGGUACUAUACAUUUUCUUUGAAGGUAAGAAAUAUUCAAAAAAAGGAAAAGGUGUAAAAGACUAAAUGUGUGUGUUAUGAUUUGAUUUCUCCAAACCUGAUUCAGUCAAUACGGUCAGGCCUGAGACUUCAUUACUGUUCUAUAGCACAGUUUUGCAGUUUUUCUUUGUGUUGUCACAGUAUUUCAGAGAUCUUGUUUGGUAGAAAACAGUCACAGAAGCAUCUUGUCCACCUGGAUCUCUUUCUGAAGCCUCUUAAAGUUCACUAUCAUGUUUCUCAUAUACUUGAAACGUGUCUGACAUUUGCAAACCAAACUGUUACUUUCUACGAUACAGUAUGUGCUUUGUUUUAUUAAGUGCCCUUUGUUAUAAAGACGACAACUUUUUAGGCUUUUCACCACUUGUAUUAUUGUAAAUGUAGUUGCGUGUACAUACUCUACAAUCCCAUUUGUUGUGUGGUUUAUUUGUUAUGUUAAUUCAUCCAUGGAUAUUAAUUGGAUUUCAAAAUGGUUGGUAUUUAAACUUUUUGAUUCAAGAACAUGUAUACAGAUUGAAACCUUGUGUAGUGCAAGGCAGUUUAAAGUACACAAAAUGUGUAUGUCAUGUGUUAUGGUAGAGUGCUCUGUGUGUAACUUGCAAAGCGCGUAGUUGCGUAUUGUAUGCUGUGACAAUGAAGGGCAUUGGUUGGAAUUUAGAGGUGUUCUGUAUGCAUGGGUGCAUUCACCAAAAUUCAGAUUUAUCUAGACCAGUAUGUAAAUAAAAUACAUUUGACUGAUAUAUUAAGAAACAAAACAUGUUUUGUUUUUCAAAUGUUUGUAAGUGAAGUAGAAGACAACUUAAGUAAAGCUUGGAUGGUU
Molecule: messenger RNA, 3748 nt
Organism: Pleuronectes platessa (European plaice)
Lineage: Eukaryota; Metazoa; Chordata; Actinopteri; Pleuronectiformes; Pleuronectidae
Gene: npnta
Product: nephronectin a
Exons: 14
Coding region: 427-2334 (635 amino acids)
Cellular component (GO): membrane
Molecular function (GO): calcium ion binding
Source: RefSeq, a predicted model, not a curated record